Boleophthalmus pectinirostris (great blue-spotted mudskipper) is the source of this 2422-nucleotide messenger RNA. It is a transcript of the gene adat1, whose product is annotated as adenosine deaminase tRNA specific 1. Lineage: Eukaryota; Metazoa; Chordata; Actinopteri; Gobiiformes; Gobiidae. Gene Ontology annotation, biological process: RNA processing. The record is from RefSeq and is a predicted model, not a curated record. Gene Ontology annotation, molecular function: adenosine deaminase activity; RNA binding. The transcript has 9 exons. The coding region runs from base 104 to 1666 and encodes 520 amino acids.
AAGAAGCAUGAUGGAAGGAGUAGUUCCGUGCGGCUCUUUCUCACGUGCCCACCAUGGAUUAUGAUGCCUUCACGUUGUCCCGCGGUGCUGCCCUGUUCCAGUGAUGAACGCAGUGACGGACCAUGAAUCUGGCUUGGACGCGGUGAUGGACGCGGAUGAAAUAGCUGCGCUGUGUUACGAGCGUUUCCAGGAGUUGCCUCGCACUGGGAAGCCGGAGGUGGGGAGAGAGUGGACCCUGCUGGCUGCUGUGGUGCAGGUGACGCGGAAUGCGCGCUCCGGCACAGCCGUGAAGGAGGUAGUUGCUCUUGGCACUGGCUCCAAGUGCAUCGGACAGAGCGCCAUGAGCCCCACUGGUGAUGUGCUCAAUGACAGCCAUGCAGAAGUCAUUGCUAGAAGAGGAUGUAUCAGGUACCUGUUGGAGGAGCUACUGCGGGCUGUGUCCGGCAGAGACAGUGCUGUGCUGGAGCCCCUACUUGGAGCACACGAGACCAGGUUUAGGCUCAGGCCUGAAGUCUCAUUUGUGUUCUUCACCAGCCAAACACCCUGUGGUGAUGCUUCCAUUAUCCCCAUGACUCAGGGGCCUGUGACCCCUUGUCCUCCCAUCAGCGGCUCAGUGAAGAGAAAAGCAUCAGAGACUGAAGAAAUGCCCCACUCUAAACUUCCCCGCAUCAAGCCCUAUGCACAGCAGACAGGAGCUGAGUGUGUACAGCGGGGUUCAGCUGACCCACAAAUGACAGGAACAGAGAGAGGGCAGCAGGGUACAGCCGACCCCCACGGGACAGGAGAAGAGAAGUUACAGGGGGGUACAGCUAACCUCCACAGGACAGGGUUUGAAAGAGUGCAGCGGGAUACUUCUGACUCCCAUGGGACAGAGGCUCAGAGUGUCCUAGGUCAUGCAGCUGAUGUGCACAGGACAGGGGCUAAGUGUGUACCGGGAGGGCCCUCUGAUCCCCUGCUACCCGGAGCUGGAUACCAUAGCACAGGGCUCCUACGACUGAAGCCUGGCCGAGGGGAGCCUACCCUGUCUCUGUCCUGCAGUGAUAAGCUUGCCCGCUGGAGUGUCCUGGGCUUUCAGGGUGCCCUUUUGUCCCAUUACCUGCAGGGGGCCAUCUACUUUACCACCAUUGUUGUGGGAAAAUGUGCAUACAGUGAGGAAGCCAUGCAAAGAGCUGUGACUUUACGGUGUUCCCAUAUUUCCAAUCUCCCCGCUGGAUUCUCUGUCACAUCACCAGUGUUCCUCCAGUCCAGUCUGGAAUUUCCCUUCAGCCAGGCCCUGUCAGAGCUGCGUCACCAGGCAGGCCAAGGCCGGGUUUCCCCAUGUGGUGCAGCCAUCAGUUGGUGCAAAGUGUCAGAGAAACCAUUAGAUGUCACUGCCAAUGGCUAUAAGCAUGGAGUUACCAAGAAAGCCCUGGGCACAGCAAAAGCCAGGUCUCUGCUGUGUAAAAGGAACCUCUUCGAGUCCUUCUUGUCUGUCAUGGCCGCCACACCGCCCUCUGAAUGUCCUCUCUCCCUCAGGGCUGUGGGGCUGUGCACAUACUGGGACUACAAAGCUGCAUGUGUGGAGUACCAGGAUGCAUGGGCCCAUCUGCGCACACAGGCCUUCCCUCUUUGGCCCCGCUCUGACCGCAGCCUCCUGCUCUUCACUGGACACACACCACCUCUGUGAGGACAAGCAUACCACCAUGGUGCCUUAUUCUCUCUGCUACUUAGCACAAAAAUGUGGAGCUGAGUAGCAGAUUUGUGCAUGGCACUGUUUUUUUCUUAUUCUACAGAAAAUGAACAGAGCUAUUAUGUCAUUUGUAGAGGAGGGUCUGCCUCAUGCUUGUGUUUAGGCAGUUGGUUUUACUUUUGUUAGACAUUGUCUAUCUCCGUGGAGACAAAGCCACUAAGCCGAGUUAAAGGCCAAAUUUGUGGAAAGCAUUUUUAUUGUGAGAAAAUGUGUUGGCAAUGAUUUAAGUCAAAACUGGCAUCAGCGGCCUGCUUAACCUGUAGACUCUUUGUCCACGUACACUCACAGGCUUUAAAAUUAGAUCAAAAUGUGCAUGUGUAGAAGAAAUCAGAGCAGCAAUUGAAUUUUACUGUCAGGGUAUUGAGUGAUUUAAAGAAGGCUUUUGACAUAUAUCAUUCUAUCCUUAUUUCAAAAAUAAUGCUUGUCAUAUGUGAUAAAAGGAGCAGGACUGGAUUAGCUAACCAGCUAUUUACAAAUAGCAACAACAAUAAAGGUAAUAGGUGAAAAUGCAUGUAUUUUUAGUGUGCUUUCCAAGAGGUUCGAUUUUGAAACCUAGUAUUUUAUAUAAAUGUAUAUACAUUUUAUAUUUUGUUUUAUGGAUUUAUAUAAAUGAUCUUAAAACCGUGUACACCUGCUGUGAUGGAGAGGCUAUUCCAGGUGAUGGUUACGAUGGUAUGUACAUGUGUGUAAUAA